Megalobrama amblycephala (Wuchang bream) is the source of this 2267-nucleotide messenger RNA. Its product is annotated as immune-associated nucleotide-binding protein 9-like. Lineage: Eukaryota; Metazoa; Chordata; Actinopteri; Cypriniformes; Xenocyprididae. The coding region runs from base 29 to 1633 and encodes 534 amino acids. Gene Ontology annotation, molecular function: GTP binding. The record is from RefSeq and is a predicted model, not a curated record. The transcript is spliced from 2 exons.
GAUCUUAUUUCAUGUUUUUAUUUCAGAGAUGUCAGAGAUCUGCUCCAGUCCAGAUGAUCCAGAGGUCCGGAUUCUUCUGAUGGGCAGAUAUGGUUCUGGGGCAAGCUCAUCUGGAAACACUAUAGUGGGGGACAAGAGGUUUAAAAUUAAGAAGCAUGAGUCUGAAGUGUGUGAGGGCAAAACACAGAUUGGAGAGAAGCAGGUGCAUGUGAUUAUUUCUCCAGAUCCACGGGAUCCAGAUCUGUCUGUAGAGCAGCUGGAGGAAAUGAAAGUGGAGCUUGUCAAACGAUGUUCAGCAGGUCUCAGUGUGGCUCUGCUCACCGUUCCUCUAGAGCAACACGUGAAAAAUGAGGAAGAGAUCCUGGAAAAUAUUAAAGAUUUAUUUGGUCCUGAAGUUCAGAAAUACAUGAUGGUCCUUUUCACACGUGGAGAUGAGCUGGAGGAAAUGGAUGAGCCAUUGACAAUUGAGGAAUAUCUACAAAGCAAAGAUCAUGCAGAUCUCCAGGGACUGGUGACUAAAUGUGAAGGAAAGUUUCACUGUUUCAAUAACAAGAGUAAAUCAGACAGUCAGAUACAAGAACUCCUGAAGAAGAUUGAACGGAUGAUCAUGAAGAACAGAGGGAAACUUACCGUGAAACAAAUUACAAGGCGUGACAGCAAAAGAGGUUCUCCAGUCAAUUUUUCAGGAAAGUCUCUAGCUGAAGAUUCAGAUGAGUUUCAUAUGAUUCCUGAGAGGAAAGAGCAGAUCAGGCUGGUUCUGCUGGGAAAAACUGGAUCUGGGAAAAGUGCCACUGGAAACACCAUCAUCGGCAGAAAAGUGUUCAAAUCUUCAGCCAGUUCAAAGUCUCAGACGAAACAGCGUCAGUUAGAAACUACAGAGAGGAUGGGUAACGUGAUCUCAGUCAUCGACUCGCCUGGACUUUAUGAUACCGAACUCAGUGGAGAACAGAUUAAAUCUGAAAUAGUGAAAUGUGUAAUGUACGCUUCUCCUGGACCACAUGCUUUUCUUAUCAUCAUUAGAGUGGGUCGAUUCACUGAGGAGGAGAAAAAUACAGUGCAACAUCUCAAAGCAGUGUUUGGAGAACAGAUACUAAAAUACACCAUGAUCCUCUUCACUUACAAAGAUCAGUUAGAGAAGCAAAAUAAAACUAUUGAGCAGUAUCUAGAGGAAGGUGAUCCAGAUCUCAAAAAGCUUGUAGAAAGUUGUGGAAACCGAUUCUUCUGUCUGGACAAUGAGUCUGCCAGUUUCCCACAGUUCAAAGAUCUGAUCAGUAAAAUAGAGAUAAUGAUGGAAGAGAACAGAGGGACACACUUUACAAGUGAUAUGUUUGAGGGAGCAGAGAAAUUCAUUCAGGAUAUUCAGAGGCAGAAACUGAAUGAGAAAGUGAAGCAGUACAAACGGGAGCACAAACAGCUGAAUAAAACCGAAUGGAAGAAAAUAUAUUUGAGCUUAGUUGAGGAGUCACGACGAGAAGCUGAGCAAUCUUUUUCUGAUAGAAAUCUGCAACUCCUGGGGAAGACAGAGACCAGUGAGGAGGGAGCGAGCGACACGAAGGAAUCUGAGCACAAAGUAACCAGUCGUUUUAGGGCAGUUAUACUUGCAUUCACAGAGAGGAUGUGUGUGAUUCAGUGAAAACCACAAUGAUCAGAUGCUAGUGCAUCAAUAAAUCUCAGGUGGUGUAGUGGAGAUUACUUGACCAUUUUUUUUAGCUUUGAUAACUACAGUAUAAAUUUAAUUAAUUGUGAAACAAAUCUGAUUUAACGAUAAAGCAGACAACAAUACAGUCGUCAUUCAGCUCAAUUCAGUUCAAGUUUUGCUCUCAUCUGAAAGUCUCAGUGCAGUCAAAUAAAUGAUAUUACUGAAUAUUAAACCCCAACUAAUCAAGCCAAAGGCAACAAUGACAAUAGACUUAAACUCUAUCAGGUGACAGAAAUGGAGAAAAAAAUCCUUGGAAGAAACCAGGCUCAGGAACCAGUUCUGCUCUGGCCUAAUCCCAGUGAACCACAAACUUUGGUUACAUGAACAUUUACACAAACCUCAAUAUCUCGACUCAGGAUAGUUGUAGCUCCUCGUCUGUAAAGCACAAGAUCUUUCAAGCAAUAAACUUUACAAUAUGUGGACUAAUUGUGACAGAUUGACCCUUGAGAGAAAUUAUGGAUCUUAAUCCUGAUUCACUUUAUGCAGCUGUGCUAAAGUAAGAUGAACAUAUAAAACAGCUUCAAUCGGAGCUGAACUGAAACUGUGUAACAAGUGUCCUCAAUGUUGG